AUGAAUUCAACUUUACUUGAACAAUUUCUUGGUCCAUCAUCAACUCGUUUUCAAUUGCCAACAUUGAUUGAAGAGGAAAAUGAUGAACUCUAUCCAUUAGUUAAUAUUAAAUUUAGUCGAUUAAAUCGAACGAGAAAAUUAUUACUAGCUCGUGCAAAAUCAUCAACAGUAAAAUCUCGACGUGAUUCGGAUGGUGGAACAGUACCUCGAGCAAGACCAAGUGGUAGUAUUCCAACACGAACAACUGUUGGUAGUGCAAAUUCAGCAGCAACAGAAAUAAAUAAAACUUCUUCGGCUACCAAUCAUCGUUCACGUUCAUCAUCGGGUAUACCACGUCCACACUUAUCUAUAUCAACAACAGGAGCUGCUGCAAGUGGAGCAGUUGAUGAAGCAAUAUUCGAAGAUGCAUUCAAUGCAACAUCUGAUAUUAUGCUUUCAUCGGGUAAAGAUGUUGAAAAUCAAUUGUUAAAUAUUCGGGAUAUACUUGCUGAUACUAAUAAUGAUUGGGAAAAACGUAUUGAAGCACUUAAAAGAAUACGAUCAAUAAUAUCCGGUGGUGGUGAUCAAUAUGACGAAUUUUUUCGUAGUCUUCGUCAACUUGAUUUAGCUUUAGCAACAACUGUAAAAGAUUUACGUUCACAAAUAGUUCGUGAAGCUUGUAUUACAUUAGCAUUUAUGUCUGUUCGUUUAACAAAUCGUUUUGAACGUACAGCUGAAGGAAUAAUACCAGCUAUGGUUAAUCUUAUGCAAAAUAGUGCUAAAAUUAUUGCAACAAGUGGAAGUGUUGCUAUGCGUUAUAUUGUUACUAAUACACAAUCAAGUAAACUUGCUUCACUUAUAUUAGCUGGCAUUGAAUCAAAAUCUAAAGAUAUUCGAAGACAUACAUAUGAAUUAUUAGCAAUAAUGCUUUCAAAAUGGGAUUUUAUUUAUUUGGAAAAACAUGGUCAAUUAAUUCAUGAUGUUAUAAAAAAAGGUUUAUCUGAUGCUGAUGCUGAUGCAAGACUAUAUGCGAGAAAAGCAUUUGGAUAUUUUCGUGAACAUUUUUCUCAAUUAGCUGAUGCACUUCUUAUUACACUUGAUUCAUCAAAAAAGAAAGCAUUAAUGGGUGAAAUGAGUAAUGCAUCAAGUACACAAUCAUUAGCAAGUGUAGGUAGUUCAAGAAUACGCAGUACAAAAGACACACCAAGACAAACUCGAACAGGAACUAAUGACAAACAAAGCUCAUCGGGUAAUUUAGCUCGAUCAUCAAGUGCUAAUGAACUUGCAUUACGUAAAAAAAAUGCAUCAUCAACAACAUUAAGCAAUCGUUCUGAAGUUCUUGCUCAAUCACCAAAUACUAAAAAUGCUUCUUCAAUAACACCAACAUCUCUGCAUACUACUGUAUCUCAACCGGGUAGUCGUUCGACGUCACCUAAUUCAUUGAAAGCAUCUCAUAAUUUAUCAUCAUCAUUACGUACAUCAACUAAUACUCGUUCACGAAUACCAAUAGGUUCAAAUGGAGGUUCACGAAUGUCAAGUCGAGAAUCAAGUCCAGGACGAGCGCGAUCAUAUGGAUAUCGAGGACCAGGCAGUGAUUAUGGUGAUCAUGCUAGUGGACGUCGUUUUAGUGGCUCAUUGCAUGGUGAUAGUGCUGAUGAUGCAUCAGAAACAUCAAGCAUAUGUUCAGAAAGAGCAUUUGAAGAUGUAGCUGAUAUUUUACGUCGAAUGUCUAGUAAUGAAUGGGCUGAACGAAAAGAAGGUCUUGUCAGUUUAUAUCAUACGGUUCGAUUAGGUCGUGCAUUCAGUCCUCCGGAAUUAAAACUUUUAACUGAAUUAUUAACAAAACGUUUUUAUGAUCCAAAUUCACAAGUAUUUGCAGCAUUCCUUGAUGUUUUACCAGAUUUUAUCAUAGCAUAUAAACGUGAAUUGAAUGAUUGGCUUUAUAUUUUACUCACUCGUUUAUUAAUUCGUUUGGGUUCACCUGAUAUACUUGAUUCGGUUUUUAAAAAAUUAAAACAAUGUUUAUCGAUUGUUAAUACAUCAUUUGAUGUUCAUGCACAAUUUAUUGUUCUUAUUCGUUUUAUUAAUGAUAAUUCUUCAGCACCAGCAAUUAAAGUUAAAGAAAUACUUUUACGUUAUUUACAACAAAUUAUACAACAUAUGGAACCUGUUGAUAUAACUAAUAAUACAGAUAUUCGAAUAACUUUAUCAAAAAUUAUUAAUUGGUCAAGUGAACCAAAAAGUGUUGAAAUGAGAAAAGCUGCACAAGCUGUUAUUCUUGCACUACAUAAUCUUAAUCGACCAGAAUUUAAUAUAAUGCUUACUGCUUUAUCACAAAAUUGUCAAGAUGUUGCUGCAAAAGUCAUUCGAUCUGCUAAUGAUAUGCUUUCAUCCACUCACUCUCAACUAGACAAUAAAUAUGAUUUUUUUCAUAGACCAAGUUAUUCUGAUGUAACAUCUCCAAUGACAACAUCAAUGCAUUCAGAAAUUCAAAGUCCAUCUUAUGCAUCUGAUAUGCGUAUAUUAAUGGAAAAUAUGCAAGCAUUAAAUGUAAAUAAUCAUCAAGAUGAUUUAUUAUUAAUAAAUUCAACAUCAUUAAAAGAUAAAGAACAACGUUCAAUGAUUCCUAUUCGAAAUUAUUCAUCACAAUCUUAUCGUACAAAUUUAACACAAAGUCAUAUGACAGAAACAGCAGAUAGUAUUUAUGAUGCAUCUGAUCGUCCAGCAGCAAUUAAUAUAGCUCUUAAUGUGGCAAAUACAACAACAUUAUCAAAAGAACAACGACAACAUGCAUUACGUUGUGUAUUAAAAUUUGCAAAAUUAAAUGAUGCUGAAACAUGGGAUAUAGCAUUUAGUAAAACAUUAAAUACUUUAACACAAAUUCUUGAUAAUACAAAUGAUGAUGUUAUGUUUAAAGUUUAUAGUCUUCGUAUAAUACGUGAAUUAUUAACUCAUCAUACUUAUUUAUUUAUGAAUUAUAUUGAAUUAACUAUAUUUCGAAUAUUAAAAGCACAAAGUGAAAAUGAAAAUGAUAUAACUCGUGCAGCUGAACAAGCAGCUCAUGCUGCAGCUGAAUAUUUACCAGCUGAAAGUACUGUUCGUGUACUUAAACCAAUAAUCGAACAAGCAAAAUAUCCAAUGAAUCAAUCAGCUAUAACAAUGUUACAAAAGACAAUUGAAUUCAUGAAUAAAGAUAUAUGUCUUGAUUUAAUGCCUGAAAUGAUUCCACCACUUUUAACGUCUUGGGAUAAUGAAACAUCAAGUGUAAGAAAAGCCGCUGUUUUUUGCUUGGUGUCAAUUUACUUGGUUGUUGGUGAAGCACUUCGUACUCAUUUACAUAAACUAAGUGCAAGCAAGAUCAAAUUAUUAAAUGUUUAUAUUUCCAAAGCUCAACAACAAACAGCUACAAGCAAUACAGAAAAGUCAUCAACAACAAACGGAACUAAUAAUACAACUUCCUAA
Rotaria sp. Silwood2 is the source of this 3441-nucleotide messenger RNA. The record is from the annotation of a GenBank genome assembly. Lineage: Eukaryota; Metazoa; Rotifera; Eurotatoria; Philodinida; Philodinidae.